AUGGGUCUAGCUGAGCCGAAAAGGCGCUCUAAACUUGCCCAUGACCCUCGCAAUUUAGCAUGGUCGCAAUCUUCAUCCUUCGGUCAGCGACUCAUGACCAAACAGGGCUGGAAAGAAGGGCAGUCCCUCGGAAAUCGAGAAUCGGUGCACGUUGGACUAAACGAUGUUGAUCGGCUCGCAGCAGCCCGUGUCGGUGUCUUGUUCAAGGACAACAAUCUCGGGUUGGGUGCCAAACACAAGAGUAAAGAUAUUGAAGGGCAAAGGACCGGUUUAGAUGCCUUCCAAGGUCUACUCGGACGCCUGAACGGGAAGAGUGAUCAGGAACUUCAGAAAGAGGAGCAAAAAAUCGAAGACCGCAAACUGGCAAUGUACGCCAAGGGUCGGUGGGGCGGCAUGGUAUUCGUCAAAGGCGGCACACUCGUUGGUGAUCGAGAUUUCGGCACGGGGGACAAAGAGAACGAGACCGCCAACUCGAAAGACAGCAGUCCAAAGCCGGUCGAGCCAUCACCGCAGGUAGAGGAUGAAGACAACUCCACAGGCUCCAAUGCUGAAGAGAGGAUGCGAAAGGAGGAGAAGAGACAACGAAAAGAAGCCAGAAGAGAAAAACGAGAGGAGCGGGCCCUACGGAAAGCCGAGAAGAAGGCGAGGCGACAAAGGAAAAGCGCUGCAGCAAGUAGUGCUGAUGAAGAUGAAAACUCUACGCCGAUCCCAUUCCAGGCACAUAAAUCAUCCCCUUCCCAGGCUCCGGACGAGCCAGUAUCUUCAUCAUCGGGGACGGAGGACUCGACAUCCAACAGCAGGCUGAAAAGGAAACGAUCAUCUUUGGUCACCGAAAUUUCUGAGACGUCGAUGCCAAAAACCCCAGUAUCUACGCCCCUGCGUAACGGACGACAUCUGCUGCGUGGACGCAAUAUCCAAGCAAAGAGGAUGGCAUUUGCAGAUAUGAAAGGUCUAGACGAGAUCUUUAUGAAGACUGGCUAA
This is a messenger RNA of Exophiala bonariae, 981 nucleotides long. RefSeq lists its product as uncharacterized. Lineage: Eukaryota; Fungi; Ascomycota; Eurotiomycetes; Chaetothyriales; Herpotrichiellaceae. Gene Ontology annotation, cellular component: nucleolus. The transcript is spliced from 2 exons. The record is from RefSeq and is a predicted model, not a curated record. Gene Ontology annotation, molecular function: nucleic acid binding. Bases 1 to 981 code for a protein of 326 amino acids.